CGCCAUCUGCAAGUGUCCACCAUGUCCCCGUCCCAAACAGCCUCUUUCUACGUCGUCGGCGGCCUGGCUGGUCUCGCUGCCUCCUACUACGGCAUCCGCUCCUGGGCUGCUGGAGGCAAGGCCAGCAAGCGCGACCUCGCCAAGUCGCUCAGCGGCCGCAACGUCGUCAUUACCGGCGCCAAUACCGGUAUCGGAUACGAGACGGCGCUCCAACUGGCCAAGCAAGGUGCCAGUGUCUAUGUGGCCUGCCGCCCUUCGCAAAAGACCGACAAUGCCGUCCAGAAGCUGAAGCAGCAGUCCGGCAACACCAACAUCUUUGCCGAACCCCUCGAUCUUUCCAGUCUGCAGACUGUCCGCGACUUUGCCCAGCGCUGGGAGAAGCAUGGCAAACCCAUCCAUAUCCUGAUCAACAACGCUGGUAUCAUGGCGCUGCCCGAGAAGAACCUCACCGUCGAUGGCAACGAGGCGCAGAUCGGCACCAACCACCUGGGUCACUUCUUGUUCACCGAGCUCCUCCUGCCCUAUGUCAAGAAGGGUGCUGAGGGCACCAGCGCUGCCCGCAUCGUCAACCUCAGCUCUGUCGCUCACACUCAAGGCUUCAUCGUCCCCGAAGAUCUGAACUACGAAAAGCGCGAGUAUUCGCCCUGGCAAGUCUACGGCCAGUCCAAGCUGGCCAACAUUGUCUACGCCCAGUACUUGGCAAAGCAGCUCAAGGGCUCCAACAUCACUGUCAACGCCGUCCAUCCUGGUGUGGUGAACACAGAGCUCACCCGAUACAUUGAUACGGGUAUCUUGAAGGUACUGCUCAGCGUCGGCACGAUCCUCAUGAAGACCCCUUGGGAAGGUGCUCAGACGACCCUCCAUGUUGCGCUUUCGGAUGAGUGCGAGAAGGUCACUGGCGAGUACUUCCACGACUGCAAAAUCCGCAAGCCCGUCCCUCGUGAUGGACAGAUCCUGGACGACAAGCUCCAGGCUGACUUUAUCCAGCACAGCCGCCGUCUUGUCGGUCUCUAAGCUUUCUAUCGCCCAUCGCCCAAUAUUCUCUUUGGGACUUUGCCCAGUCUAUCGCGCCUUGCUCUUCGCUGUUCCCCACCCCACCCCCAUCCUCUUCGUUCCCCCUUGAACU
This is a messenger RNA of Polychytrium aggregatum, 1126 nucleotides long. RefSeq names its product retinol dehydrogenase 13. Bases 22 to 1014 code for a protein of 330 amino acids. The transcript is spliced from 8 exons. NCBI's taxonomy places the organism in Eukaryota, Fungi, Chytridiomycota, Chytridiomycetes, Polychytriales. The record is from RefSeq and is a predicted model, not a curated record.